UGUGUUUCACCUGGCACCACUAUUAUGUUUGCUAGCGGCCAUGUUUCUAUUUGCUCUCAUUGUGUUUGAAUAGGAAACUCCCCAGUAUGUGAACUGUAGCUAAACUUUAACCGCAAAUUUGUUUUCUGGAGAAAUACAGGCCGACUGGGGGUGGUGCCGCGGGACAACGCCCACUGAAAACUUUAAUUGGUUCUUCAUCACUUGCUGGGAGUCCGCUCCUUUCGUUACAAGAAUGGCUUCCUGUCUGGAAAAGUUUGGUAAGAAGAGACUUCUCUUGCUCGUCGGUUUCCUCGUAGUCGUCGCGGCUAUCAUCGGGCUCAUCGUCGGCGUAACCACCAACCAGGCCGCGAGCACAAGUCCAGGAGACUCCGAUGAAUCCGCGGGAGACGAGGCCACGACGGCGGCGGUUCCGACGACGACGACUCAGACCAUGUGGCCGCCGGACAGCCCAUGGCUGACCCUCCGCCUACCCGACUACAUCGUCCCGGUACACUACAACCUCACCCUCCAGCCGGAUCUCGUGGCUGACACGUUUACUGGGAAGGUAGCCAUGGACCUGAAAAUCAGCCAACCCACCAAGUAUAUCCUUCUACACAUCAACGAACUUGAGCUCCAGACACCGACCGUGGAGCAAAAACUGACGGGGGCAACUUACAAUGUCCUCCGUACGUUCGAAUAUCUACCCAACCAGUUUUACAUCAUCGAAAUGUCGGGUGAGAUUCCGGCGAACAACGCAAACGACGCCGGGGACAUGUACGUGGUGACGGUGGACUUCAGCGGCAGUCUUGUCGGCCACAUUGUGGGAUUUUACAAGAGCACUUACACCAACUCCCAGGGCGAGACCAGAUCUUUGGCUACCAGCAAAUUCCAGCCCACUGACGCCCGGAGGGCCUUCCCUCACUUCGACGAACCGGCCCUGAAGGCGGAGUUUAGCACCAUUCUCAUCCACGAGCCGGAAUACAUCGCUAUCUCAAACAUGCCCAUAGAGGCGGCUUACACCAGACCAGACGGGCUUGUAGAGACCCAUUUCCAGAGAUCGGUCCCUAUGAGCUCCUACCUCUCUUGUUUCAUUGUGUGCGACUUCAAGUACACGGAAAGCGUCACACAUGGCGGAACUCCGAUUCGCGUGUACGCGACGCCUGACCAAGUAAACAACACGAUGUACGCCCUGGACAUCAUGAGGAACAUCACAGACUACUUUGAGGAGGUUUUCCAAAUACCUUAUCCCCUGCCUAAGCUUGACCAGAUUGCCAUCCCUGACUUCGUGUCGGGCGCCAUGGAACACUGGGGCAUCAUCACCUACCGCGAGACGAACCUGCUGUACGAGGAGGGCGUGUCUUCCGCCGGGAACAAGCAGCGGGUGGCUAGUGUAGUGUCUCACGAAUUGGCUCAUAUGUGGUUCGGUAACAUCGUGACCAUGGAGUGGUGGGACGAUCUGUGGCUGAACGAAGGUUUCGCCAGUUUCGUGGAAUAUCUGGGAGUCAACGAAGCCGAACCCGACUGGCAAAUGCUGGACCAAUUUAUCGUGCAGGAUCUGCAGCCGGUGUACGGGCUGGACGCGCUCACUACCUCCCAUCCCAUCAUCCUCCCUGUUAACCGUCCCGAGGAGAUCACCGAGAUUUUCGACUCCAUCUCUUACAGCAAGGGUGCCUCUGUGAUCCGUAUGCUGCGAAGUUUCCUGGGGGAUACCGUCUUCCAGACCGGCAUCACUCAAUAUCUGACGGACUACUCCUACAGCACCGCCCGCACGGACGACCUGUGGAGCGCCCUGGCGACGGCUAGUGGUGAACCGGUGAAGCAGAUCAUGGACACUUGGACCAAGCAGAUGGGGUUCCCGGUGGUGCACUUCCGCAACACGAGCUCGGGCCUGCUGGUGACCCAGGAGCGAUGUCUGGUGGACCGCACGGCCGAUACCUCCAACAGCCAAUAUGACUCACCUUACAAUUAUACAUGGUCCAUCCCUCUAUCCUUCUACCAACUGGAAACAAAAGACACUCCAUGGAACCAGGUCAUGAAUACAAAAGAAGUUGUCAUAACGAAUUGGCAACCGGAUUCGGCAAAGAAGUGGCUCAUCGGAAACGUGAACCGGUACGGUUACUACAGGGUGACGUUUGACGAUGAUGUGUGGGCUGCGGUGACACAGCAACUCCAGGACGAUCACCUGAUGUUUUCGGCUGCCGACCGUUCUGGACUUAUCGACGAUGGGUUUGCUUUGGCCCGCGGUGGUUAUUUGAGCUACUCCGUGGCUCUGGAUCUGACGAAGUACCUGGACCAGGAGGAAGGGUUCCUGCCCUGGGAUACCGCAGUUUCGUCUCUGUCCACUGUCACCAACCUGCUGGAGAAUACCGACCAGUUUGAUGCCUGGAAGAAUUACUGCAGCAGCAAAGUUCGGCCAUUAGCAGACACUCUGGGAUUUAGGGAAGGCGGAACACAUCUUGAACAACUGGGAGACAUGAAUGCCUUGAACGACGCCUCUGACUUCUUCCAACGGUGGUUACAGGGUCAAAGCGUUCCUUCGGCGUUCCGCUCGCUCGUGUACCGAUAUGGCAUGCAGCAGGAGGGAGACGAAGCUGCCUGGAACUACAUGUGGGACAAGUACAGCACCGAGACACUGGCACAGGACAAGAUUCGGCUUCUCUACGGUCUGGCCUUCGUCCCCGACGGGGCUCUUCUCAGCAGGCUGCUUGAGUACAGCAUGGACGAGAACAGGGUCCGGAGUCAGGACUUCUUCUCGGCCGUCACUUACGUCUCCUACACUCAACUCGGCCUGCCCAUAGUGUGGGACUGGGUGCGGCAGAAGUGGCCGGAGCUGGCCAACAGGUUUGGCUUGGAUUCUCGUUCCCUGGGUCGUCUCGUUCCCAACAUAGUCUCUGGUUUCAGCACAAAUGCGGAGCUGCAAGAGGUCUUGGACUUCUUUGCCUUGUACCCAGAUGCCGGGGCCGGCGCGAGGGGCCGGGAACAGGCGCUGGAGAGAAUCCGCAGCAACAUCGCCUGGCAGACCGCCAACCUGGACCACAUUAGGAGCUGGCUGCAGAACAACAGUGCACGCUAAUGCAGGUGUCAAACUGCCCAAAUCUGCACAAGAUGCCUCUUAGGAAUUUGCCUGGAGAUUACUGUAUCAACAAGGUCAUCACAAACAAACUCUAAUAAGAAUUAUAAAGAUCUAAUCUAAUUUGAUAAAUUGUUUAUGUGGAAAUACACAAAUUGUUCGAUUGUAUUCUAUGCAAUUCUUCUCACAUCAAUUCCCUAUACCACAUUUACACAACAAAAACAGCAUAGAUCAGUGUGAAAUGUGGUUAAUAUUUUGCAGCAAAGUAGUGCAGAUCGAUGAUUGUGAUGAAAUUAACGUCUCAUGUUCAGUUGUAGCUACAUGGAAUAUGUGGACACGAAUUGCUAAUUUCAAAGUGCCUUACCACUGUGAAACUUUUGACCUGAUUGUGAGGUAUAUUUUUUUACUCAAAUCACAAACUUGUGUCAGAGAUUGUAACUGUACAACUUCCUAGUAUAUUCGAAUCACACACCGGUAAGAGCUACCUUUCUAUACAGCAAUAAAUUUUCUUGGGAAGGCA
Molecule: messenger RNA, 3569 nt
Organism: Branchiostoma floridae (Florida lancelet)
Lineage: Eukaryota; Metazoa; Chordata; Leptocardii; Amphioxiformes; Branchiostomatidae
Product: glutamyl aminopeptidase-like
Exons: 20
Coding region: 233-3052 (939 amino acids)
Biological process (GO): peptide catabolic process; proteolysis
Cellular component (GO): cytoplasm
Molecular function (GO): metalloaminopeptidase activity; zinc ion binding; peptide binding
Source: RefSeq, a predicted model, not a curated record